AAUCAGACAACGCAUUUUUUUGUUAGUUGAUUAUAUUUGUCACGAAUUAUAAAUUUUUGUUAUUAUUCCUUAUAAGGUUAAUUAUUAUUGGUAAGAAUAUAAAUUGUGUUCUAUAGUUUUUUGACUAAUUAGCUUGAGUACUUAUAAUAAAGUAUUACGAUUUUUUUCAUUAAGAGAGCAAUCAUUCCGGAAACGUUUAGUACGUCUCACGUACAAUAUUAUUAUACUAAAAAAAGUCGAUCGGUGAAUGCAACGGUGGCGAGGCGAGCUUACCCUAGAGACAAAAGUUUUGUGUACGAAUUUAGAAAAACAUGAACAAAAAUGGUUGUAUACAGUACAACAAUUUUUGUUAAUAAUUACGAAACCUAUUUUUUUUCAUAUGUUGCGACUGAAUAUUAUUAUUAAUAUGCACGUAGGGUCUGGAACAGAUUUUACCUUUGUACGAACAGCUUUUUACUGUUCUAGCGCACUUAAUUGCGUAUUUUUGUUAAGUUAACGGCUUUUCUAUAUGUCAAAACGUACUGAUGGACUUCUUAUAAACCUUACUGUAUUUAUUUAUUUAUUUUUCGGAAGAUCAACAGCUAUCAAUAAACAAAUUAGAUCACUGAUAUUAUUUUACAGAGCCAAUUACAUACAGGUCUUCACUAAUAAACUACUUAAGUAGACGAGAACAUAAGCUGUUUAGCAGUAACUAUGAAUAAUAUUUAUCGUAAUAUAGAAUAGUUAGGAAAAAAGUGUAGAUCGCCGGUAGUGUCACCUCCACAUCGCCAUGACUGCAUGCGCUCGCGCCGACCCCACCACGGCCUACGCCUCCGCUGCCGUUCACUCACGCGCAUUUCUACUUCGACUGUCAAACAUCGCGCGCGCAGUUCUGAAAGAGUUUAAUUUUAUUUUGUGAAGAAUUAUUAACGUGAUGGAGAAGGAGCACCAACCCGACUCCAUGGCCACCAUAGCUAUGAAACCCGAGUAUCCGCCGUCCGAGGUUUACAGCGCAUCGGAACCGCCGCCGGCGUACCGGCAGCGCGUGUCAUCCUCAGUACAGAUCGCGAGGAUCGCGGCGCUGACGGUGGUGGCUGCCUCAUUCAUCUUGGGCGCUUUUAUCCUGGCCUCAAGCUGGGUGGCUGCGAGAGCCUCCUGCCACCAGCUCGAGCAGCUCGACGCCAUGUUGGAUAAAGAGUUGGCCUUAGAGGGCAGAGCUUACGGAAACGACGGAUUACUGGCGGACGAGCCAUUGCCUGUGGCUAACGCACAUGCCCUACACGGUUUGCCGCCACAAUUUUCACCCUCGACGCCAGUACAGUCCAGCCAGCCACAAGCAGCAGACAGCCAAGUCAAAGAGGAUGCGCUGAAACAGGCAGAGUCCAAGAUUGAUGAGGAUAAACUACAGAAAAUAGACGACGACAAAAAUGAACCUGCUACUUCUAGCAGCGAAGAGAGCUCAGAAUCCGACAGCUCCGCAGAAGAUGACGAGGAGCUGGAUGCCAUCAGGCCGAUGUUCAAGCUUCCCAUCCAGUUCGAUCUAGACGAGCUCGCCGGUGCUUUCCUCGCUAACAACCAAAAGGGUCGCAUGAACUGCGUGGUGGAGCGUCGUCGCGAUGACCCGAUAGAAAGGCGUUUCCCCUUCAACAUCCUGGGAGCGUUCGCGCCGCGCAACGCCCACGCUGAACGAGUCGCCAUCAUCUGUCACGGCGGAGAUGAACCUAAGCCAAUGGGCAGCUUCCCCGAGCCACAGUCGCAGGUGUUCGCGUUCCCGCUGUCGGGCCCUGCGCGGCUGCCGCUGCGGCCGCAGGAGCGUGCUCCGGCCGCCGACGCCCUCAUCCCGCCUCCGUUCGGGCCCAUGCGUCGCCCAGCACCUUUCCCGCUACCGAUGCCAUGGGAAUCAUCCGAGGAGCAGAUGGGAGCACCCCGCGAGAUGCGCAUCCACGUACAACGCGUGAUCGCCAUCCCCGCACCCCAUAAUAUGCCCCCACCCCCAGAGGGCAUGGGCCCCUUCGCGCCCCCACCGCCACCGCCUCAGCAACACCAACAGAACGAGCAAUCAUCGGUUAUGCAUCAGUUUGUCCCUCAGCCUGCCCCUACACAAGACAUGGAACAACCUGAGCAGGUACAGAAGAUCCAGAUGAACUUGCCUUGGGAACUGACACCCGAAGAUAUCCAUGUGAUCCAUCGUACCGCGCAGGACGCCGCCGCGAGCCAGCGCCGCGAGCAGCAGAUCGACAACGACAUGCAAGAGUAUCCUCUAAUGCAGGUCAAGACUAUCGUGAACACCCUCGCGGCUGCCGCUCAGGCUGAGGCGGAAGCUGAAGCCCAGGCACAGGCUGAGGAGCGUCACAGACAAGAACAGCAGCACCAGGCGGACUCUAUGCAGGAGGCGCCAGAGCCCGUGCCCCGCGCGCCCCGCACCCUGCUUCUGCCUCAAGACAUGCCUAUGGACGAGAGGCCACACUAUAUGCAACCGCGUUCCGUGCGCAGCGUUGACAGCGUGUUGCACAACGAGAAGCGCGUCAAGCGCUGUGCUUGCAAUUGCGCCUAAGCAUGACUGGCGGUGCUAACGCUGCAGCAGCUUGAAGGCGAUACAGCCAUCCGUCCUUAAAAUCUCAAUUCCUUUGUAACAUUAUAGCCUAACUUUUUUUUAAAACAUUAAAUGUCCCAGCUAUGCUUCUGUACAAAAAUUCUGUAAAUAAAGUUGUUAAUUCCCCAGCUUUGAAACACCUAUUGUUUUUCUUCUCUAACCGAAACGUUUAAAUGGUAUUUAUUAAAAUUUUACGUUUGUUAAAUAAUGUUUAAAUAUAUUUAUGAAGUUUUGGUUUAACCAUAAAGAAACUUUAAGCUGUGUACAUGAAUUGUUUUAUAAAAACAGAUUAAGAUUAAUGGUAGUAGUAUCUGUAAAGGACUAUGAAGUACCUACAUUAGUAUUACGUGCUCGUUAAGAAGUCUUGUAUUAUGCACAAUGCAAAAUUAUUUAUACAAGAUUUUUCUGUUUCAUUGGUGAUUAAAGGUUUGUUUCGAUGUGAAAAAUAUUUGGGUUUCGUGUAAGGUAACUGCAUUUAUUUCUUUCCCAAAUUUGUUGUUGUAGGCCUUUUAAAAAUCUACAAAAAUCUUGUGAUAAUAUCAUCUAAAAUUCUAAUUGAUUAUUUACUAUAAUCCAUAAAUUAAAGUUUUAUUAGUUU
Messenger RNA from Chilo suppressalis (striped riceborer), 3170 nucleotides. The record is from the annotation of a GenBank genome assembly. Lineage: Eukaryota; Metazoa; Arthropoda; Insecta; Lepidoptera; Crambidae.